This is a messenger RNA of Prunus avium (sweet cherry), 1617 nucleotides long. Lineage: Eukaryota; Viridiplantae; Streptophyta; Magnoliopsida; Rosales; Rosaceae. The record is from RefSeq and is a predicted model, not a curated record.
AUUAGUAGGAAUUUUUGAAUCAAAACUGCAUUAGAAUCUUCCAAGAAUAAUUACAAGAAACAGAGUUGACCAGAAGAGUUUUGAAUGAAUUUAGUGUGGUAUGUAAGAGUUCCAAGGAUCAAAAGUCUGUGUGUGUUUGGUCUUAUGAGUUGCAGAGGAAUAUAGUUGCAAUGUUUGUAUUAAUUUUCUCAACCAUCUUGAAAAAUUUGUUUAUUGUUGUGUCAGUGACUAUCAUUUCAUUAUCAUCCAUUACGAUUGACAACAACAAACACAUCAGCGGAAAAUGGAAGGAAGCGAUCAAGCUCCACAUGAUAUUGAAAACCCUUGCAUUCCAUUAGUAACUUCAAUGUCUCCCCUCUCCUCCUUGUGUUGCAUUUAUAGAGUUCCUGAACGACUACGGCGUGUGAGUGAAAAGGCCUACACACCUCAGGUGGUCUCUAUAGGCCCACUUCAUCAUGGCAAGGAAGGCCUAAAAGCCAUGGAAGAUCACAAAAAGAGGUACUUACAAGAUUAUAUACGUCGGACCAGGGUAAGCCUAGCGGAUUAUGUACAGAAAGUAAAAGCCCAAGAAGCAAAACUGCGCAGUUGUUAUGCAGAAACCAUUCAGGAUGAAAAUGACCGCAUAUUUAACAAACCAUGGAUGUUGCAGGACGUUUGGCCUGACAUGCGGUUGCUCGAAAAUCAGCUGCCAUUCUUCAUUCUUGAGGAACUUUUUGACCCCGACAAAAUCAAAGUCUCUUCUAACAAUAACAAUAUUGAAAGGCUUUCGAUACUCAACCUUUGCCACAAUUUCUUCAAAACUCUAAUGCAUAUAGAGGGAACAGAUGGCAAUAUGGAGAAAUUAUGUGCUUCUAAAGUAGAACACUUUGUAGAUUUUUGUAGAAAUUUGUAUCUACCUCUACCAUUGAAACCACAUGCUAAAGGGCCACUUGAAACUCUAAACACACCCAGCAUCACAGAGUUACACAGAGCAGGAGUCAAGUUUAAGGUGGGAUCACCGAAAAACUUAUUCAACAUACGAUUCGCUAAUGGGAUUCUAGAAAUUCCAAAAUUAGCAAUAAGUGAUGAGACAGAGCUUACAAUCAGAAACCUCCUUGCCUUUGAACAAUGCCAUUGCAUGGAGAAUUACAUAAACGAUUAUGUUGUCAUCAUGGAUCGCUUUGUGAACACCGCAAAGGAUGUGGAGUUGCUUGUUAAGCAUGGAAUUGUGGAAAAUAGGCUCGGUGACAGCAGUGGAGGGUCUACUCUGAUUAACAACCUUGCGGAUGGGGUCAUUGUGGACUCUAAUGACUUCUAUUUUGCUAUUCUUUGUGAAGAACUCAACGAGUACUGCAGAACGUCUUGGCACAAAUGGCAGGCAAACUUGAGACAAAACUAUUGCAACACACCUUGGGCAACUAUUUCAAUUGCUGCGGCUAUUUGUCUCCUCAUACUCACUUUUAUACAAGCAGUGUGCUCUGUUAUCUCUGCUCUGCCUUCUAAGCGUUGAGAGUAAGUCUCUCCUUAGCCGUUUUCUCCUUGUCAUUUCCUUUUGGUCCUCCACAUGACACGAGCUGGGUUUGUCACCAGCCUAGACGUGUAAGAGAGCUGGAGAAUGAAAAAAAAUAGAGCUGGGUU